GGGUUUCAACCUGCAUCCUCUCACCCGUCUUCAAGAGAAGCCAUGGUACUGGGCUGCAUUGUAGCUGUGCUCAAUUUAUUGCCUCUCCUCCGUGCUAACCCCCUGCAUUGUGAUUUCCAAGUUCCACAAAUCCCAGACAACACUACAGGCUCCAAGCUGUUGGGGAAAUGGUUCUACGUGGCUGGGGCCUCCCAGUUCCCCCGUCACUGGCUGGAGAUGACACUGAUUGAUAAUGGUUACCUCCAGGUGGACCCAAAUGAGCAGGGGCAGGAGUUAUUCAUCAGCCAGCAUGUCUCAGCAAUGGAUGAAUGUCUCACAAGCAAUUCAACUUAUUUUGAAGUCACUGUUGAUCAUGUAACACUAAUCAAGAAUGUCCAGAACCGACAUACCGUGGGGAAGCUUAUGAACAGCAGUUCUGAAGACAUCUUACUAAUUCAAAUUGAAAUGCAAAAGGAGAAGAACUACACAGGAUUGUAUCUAUACGCCCGGAAGCAACCCCCAAGUAAAGUUCACUUGAAUGAACUCAGGAACCAUGCUGAAUGUCUGGGCCUCAGUGAAGACCAAAUAGUUUAUGCACCGUGGAAGAAGGUAAAGUUUUCUUUGGGGAUUCGUAAGAGUCACUGCCUUGUUUGCAGUGUCCUGAGACACCAGGACACCCUGCAGCUGGGAGAAAAUAAAAGGCUACAAAGCAUUUUACUUAAAAUGAGUCAAAUAGCUGUACAUCACCAAAGGGUAUAA
Messenger RNA from Alligator sinensis (Chinese alligator), 738 nucleotides. Its product is annotated as alpha-1-acid glycoprotein 1-like. NCBI's taxonomy places the organism in Eukaryota, Metazoa, Chordata, Crocodylia, Alligatoridae. The record is from RefSeq and is a predicted model, not a curated record. Bases 43 to 738 code for a protein of 231 amino acids. The transcript is spliced from 5 exons.